GUCGACAAUUUUGCGAUCGUACUCUACGAGUGCCAUAAAUGUUAAUUUUUUUGCUGACGUCAAACUUUUUUACGCGUGUAUAUAUAUGAAGCACCUCAGGUUUUACUGCACCCUCGCAGUUUUUAACCGCCAUUCAUUAUGCCGUCGUUACCGGCGCCCACCCGCAAAGGUCGCAAUGACAGCCUGGAGCGGCUCAUCGCCGAGGACUCGCAGGAAGAUUUGCAGAUCCUGCAGACGAAAAGCAGCCACAAAAAGAAACAGGGGGCACCGCGUGUCUCCAUCAAUCACCGCGGCAGCAGUAUCACCCUCCCCACGGGCGGUCCCACCCCGGCCGACCGUCUCCUGGGUGACCCCCGCAGAAAACGCUACCGUGAUGAGAGCGCCCAGACCGGCCCCAAUGAGCAGGAGAAGAAACUCCGUCAGCAGCAGCUGAAGCUCAAGAAACUAACCCAGGACAAUCUCCGCCUGGAGACUCAAGUGCGCGGCUACGAGCAGCGCUUCCGCGAUAUGCGCCACGACGCCGCCUACCAUGACCUUACGGGCGGGGAGCAUCCCGAUGGCGGAGUGUGCGCGCCGGUGAAGGAUGCUUGGCGAUCGUUUAAGAAUCUCUUCUAUACCGCAUGGUUUCAGUGUUGGUUUAAGAUUCAGGUGAAGCUGGAGGAGAAACACCGGCAGUUGUCCAAGGAGGAAAAUGAUGCCGGGAAGAUGCAGCAGGAACGCGAGAGUAUGACGGAUCGGUGAUCAUAGUGGUGCGGCUAAUUGCUGAAGUUGGGUAAAGGCCAGAGAAAUUGUUUUUUUGCUCAUUACUUCGUAUUUCGUUAAGGCGAAAAUGUUGUCUUUUUGUGAACGACUGUGAUAGAUUGCUGGAAUGUUGUGGUUUUGAUGGGGUUAUGUUUUUGUUUUUAUUA
This is a messenger RNA of Paramacrobiotus metropolitanus, 908 nucleotides long. RefSeq lists its product as uncharacterized. Bases 139 to 741 code for a protein of 200 amino acids. The record is from RefSeq and is a predicted model, not a curated record. Lineage: Eukaryota; Metazoa; Tardigrada; Eutardigrada; Parachela; Macrobiotidae. The transcript has a single exon.